Molecule: messenger RNA, 1926 nt
Organism: Bathycoccus prasinos
Lineage: Eukaryota; Viridiplantae; Chlorophyta; Mamiellophyceae; Mamiellales; Bathycoccaceae
Exons: 3
Coding region: 1-1926 (641 amino acids)
Source: RefSeq, a predicted model, not a curated record
AUGCGCGUCUACGGAGUCGUCAAUUCUUCCACGGAAGAUGCGCCUUUGAUAAAAAGAGAGAAGCAAACGAAAUUCGCCACGGCGAGUAAAAUCGCCCUCUUGACGGUCGGUCUCGCCGGUGGAGUGAUAGCGAUCGCGAGCGGCAGCUCGUCGAUGCGAGUGUUCGGUCUCGGGACAUCGUCGGCGUUGGCGGAAAAGUGCGGGGAUUUGAGCGCGAUUCCGCAGUGCCCGAGUGCAAAAUUAGGCUCGAGCGAAGCUGAGAAGCUUUUGGAUUCGGUGCAAUGCGCGACGUCGAAAGCGCAGGUGAAGAUGUACGCGACGGGGCCGUGCGCGGCGUGGCCGGAAGGACACGCUUCGCAGACAAUGUCUGUUUCGAAAGUUGGCAGAAAAGAGAUGAGCUCGAAGAAACCUUCUUCUGGUUCUGUUUCUGGCGCCAUGAACGACAAAACCGUCGUCGCGGAUACGCAAAAGUUCAACCAGAACUUGCAAGACAGCGUCGACGAGGCGGCGCAGCAAGCCGAGGCAGCUGCGGAUAACUUAAUAAUACAUGGAACGAGAUUACUGGCCAAGGUGGCGAAGAUGAUGACGAGGGAGAUGAAGAUGAAGAAGACUCGACGCCAUCUGAAGAUGAAGAUUCGGGAAAUUCGGAAGACCCGGCGCCGUCUGAAGAUGAAGAUUCAGGAGAUUCGGAAGUCCCGGCGCCGUCUGAAGAUGAAGAUUCAGGAAGUUCGGAAGACCCGACGCCAUCUGAAGAUGAAGAUUCGGGAAAUUCGGAAGACCCGACGCCAUCUGAAGAUGAAGAUUCGGGAGAUUCGGAAGACUCGACGCCGUCUGAAGAUGAAGAUUCGGGAAAUUCGGGAGAUGAUGAUGCACCUGAUUGCCACCACGACGGAAUACCGAAAUCGUGCCCGCCGAAAGAAGAAGAGGAAGACACCACGGCGGCCACCUUUGAACACAUCGACGAGUAUACUGCCCAUGUCGAUAAAGCUAUUGAACACUUUUCCGAAAGGGUUGAAGAUUCGCAAGAAGAGAUCACGGAAGGUUUGGAUCAAAUCGAUGAAGCCAAUAAAGAUAUUGACGACGAAGUUCACGAUGUUAUCGAUACUACUGUUCAUCCGACGAACGAAGAUGUGGCGGAGACUGAACAAGCUGCAGAAGAGGAGGACGAUGACGAUGAAGACGAUGAGGACGAAGAAGCAAAGGUCGGUAAAAAACAUCACUCGAGCAAAACCAAAUCUGCAGUUGCUGCCAACGGAGAGGAAGAAGAGGAGGAAUCUGAAGAUGAAGAUUCAGGAAAUUCGGAAGACUCGACGCCAUCUGAAGAUGAAGAUUCAGGAGAUUCGGAAGACCCGACGCCAUGAAGAUUCAGGAGAUUCGGAAGUCCCGGCGCCGUCUGAAGAUGAAGAUUCAGGAGAUUCGGAAGUCCCGGCGCCGUCUGAAGAUGAAGAUUCAGGAGAUUCGGAAGUCCCGGCGCCGUCUGAAGAUGAAGAUUCAGGAGAUUCGGAAGACCCGACGCCGUCUGAAGAUGAAGAUUCAGGAGAUUCGGAAGUCCCGGCGCCGUCUGAAGAUGAAGAUUCAGGAGAUUCGGAAGUCCCGGCGCCGUCUGAAACGGAAUCCGUCGCGCAGGCCGAAGCGGAAUCGGCAAGCGCGGAAGAAGAGGCGGAAAAGGAGGUGGAAGAUGCCGUCAAUCACGUUGAGGGUAAACUCACCAGAAUGGCCGAGAAAAUCGACGCCGCCCAAGAUGAAAUCGACAAAUCGAUGACAGACAUCGAAAAGGCGCAAGAUGCUAUUGAUGACGCUAUUGAUGAUGAAGACGAUGAGUCGCACAUACCAAUACAUCCGAAUUCUACAAAUGAAGAACAACCGCCUCCUUCGGAAGAACAAGACACUUCAGCAUAUGGUACAACGUCUGAGGCAACUGUCUAA